AUGCGCUCCACCGCUCUUCUGGCCACACUGGCCGUGGGUGCACUCUCAGUAGCACUCCCUCACACCUCAGAGGACGUCCAACUACCGCUGGUGAUAUGGCACGGCCUAGGCGAUGACUUCGAACGCGAAGGCCUCGCCCAAGUCGCCGAACUAGCCGAAGAAACCAACCCAGGCACCUACGUGCAUCUCAUCCACCUAGCAGAUACCGGAAGUGGCGACCGCUCAGCGACAUUCUUCGGCAACGUGACCGAGCAAAUCGAACUAGUCUGCGAGCAACUAGCCGCCGAUCCAAUCCUCAGCACCGCGCCAGCCAUCAACGCCCUAGGUUUCUCGCAAGGCGGCCAAUUCCUGCGCGGAUACAUUGAGCGCUGUAACGCGCCCCCGGUCCACAACCUCGUUACAUUCGGCAGCCAACACAAUGGAAUCUCGGAAUUCGAGUCCUGCAAGUACAAUGACUGGAUCUGCAAUGGUGCUGAGGCCUUACUCCGUUCUGGGCGGUGGACGAGCUUCGCGCAAUCGCGCGUCGUACCGGCGCAGUAUUUCCGGGAUCCGCGAGAGCUGGACCUGUAUCUUGCUAACAGCAAUUUCCUUGCUGAUAUCAAUAAUGAGCGCGAGGUGAAGAAUGAGACGUACAAGAAGAACUUGGCGUCGUUGAAUAAGUUUGCCAUGUUCAUGUUCGAGGAUGAUACAGUUGCUGUCCCGAAGGAGAGCGCGCUCUUCGCGGAAGUGAAUGCUACAACUGGUGAAGUGACGGCUUUGCAGGACAGAGAGAUUUACCAGGAAGAUUGGUUGGGUCUCAAGCAGCUUGACAAGGCUGGGCGAUUGGACUUCAAGACUACGCCCGGACAGCACAUGCGCUUGUCAGAGGAAGUGCUGCGUGAUGCUUUCAAGGAGUAUUUUGGUCCACUGGAAGAUAAUUGGCGCACUCCUAGUCUGAUCGUGCAGCGCGGUUCUUGA
Messenger RNA from Penicillium olsonii, 957 nucleotides. Lineage: Eukaryota; Fungi; Ascomycota; Eurotiomycetes; Eurotiales; Aspergillaceae. The record is from the annotation of a GenBank genome assembly.